AUGAAGUUCUCAGCUAUCACCACCCUCGCAACCUUCUUGGCCAUCGUCAACGCAUCUCUUUGCACUUAUGACGACCAUCCAGUAAACGGCCUCCGCUAUUACAUCGGCGCCGAUGGCGUGCCCGACGUUCUCGGUAUAUGCAACGGAUUUUGGUACAAUGUCAAACCUCAAUGCGAGGGGGAUUGGCAGUGUGGCCGAGCAGCCAACGGGGACCUGCAUGCGGAGUUUCAGACAUACAGAAAGUGCUUACCGCGGUUUAUCAAUGACGGUUGGUGGCAUGCUACUAAGAGACAGUGGGGAUCUAUUGAAUGUAAGUUUCGACAGUAA
This is a messenger RNA of Fusarium odoratissimum NRRL 54006, 327 nucleotides long. RefSeq lists its product as uncharacterized. The record is from RefSeq and is a predicted model, not a curated record. Lineage: Eukaryota; Fungi; Ascomycota; Sordariomycetes; Hypocreales; Nectriaceae. Bases 1 to 327 code for a protein of 108 amino acids. The transcript has a single exon.